AUGUCCCACGACCUUGGAUCGACCUCUCUGAUCUUACUACGCGUGCUGCUUUCCUAUUCGUUCUUCUCGUCGCUCCUCGCUUUCGUUCUUCUCUUUUUCUCUUCCGGCGGAGUUGUUGUCAUUGAUGCCCAGACGCCACUGGGCUCCGCCCACCCCUUCGAGUGCUGGGGCACCGUCCCCUCCGGACGGCCCUCCAACUCCACCGCCUUCAUCCAGCUGGCCCUGGGGAACCAACACAUGUGCGGCCUGACCGUCGCCAACACCGUCCAGUGCUGGGGUCAAAACGACGCGGGCCAGCGGAACAUUGACGCGCCGGGCCUCGAGUUCGCCUGGAUCACGGCCGGGUCCAGCGUCUCCUGCGGCCUCUUCUUGCCCAACCGCACCGCCCGUUGCUAUGGCUCCAACCUCAACAAUCGCACGAUCGUGCCCACCCACGCACCCUUAGCCGCGCUGGCCAUGCGCCAGGACUUUGGCUGCGCAAUGGAGCCCAACGGGGCCAUCACCUGCUGGGGCAACAACGCCUACAACCAGGUCUCGGCCAGUCCCGGCGGCAGCGGGUUCACCCAGCUGGCCGUGGGCGCCGACCACGCCUGCGCCCUGGUCAGCGCCACGGGCGUCACUCAGUGCUGGGGCAGCGCAGACAAGGGCCAGACCACCCCGCCAGCCGGGGUGACCUUCAAGGCCCUGUGCUCCGGCGCGAGCUUCUCGUGCGGCCUCGACGUCUCGACUGGCUUCCCCCGGUGCUGGGGCUUCUCGGACUUCUACUCCGGCACACCCAACACGACCGGUUUCGCAACGAUCGCGUGCGGCUCGUCGCACGUGUGCGGCGUCAAGAUCUACGACGGCUCGACGCAGUGCUGGGGCAGCGUUCUGUCGGGUAAUGCCAGGAACCCGCCGGCGCGCCACAUUUACGCGCAGCUCUACGCGGCCAACGACUACUCGUGCGGUUUCUACGCACCCGAGGCGUCGGCACCCCCGGCAUCGCCAAUGGCCACUGUGCCGGCGUUGCCGGGGGUGUCGCCGCUGGCGGCCAACGCGAGUGCGAGCUUUGGCGAGUCGGAGCCCACCGUCGACCUCUCCGCGCCCACUGCGUCGUCGUCCGUCGCGGUCAGGUCGAGCCUGCAGCUGGUCCAGGUGGGCAACACCACAGUCCCAGAUGCCAUGUGGGUCGCCAGCAACGCCACCAGCGGCAACAGCGGAGUGGGCAGGAGGUACGAGGCGCAGCUCGGUGCCGACACCAACGCCACGCAGGUGUUCGCAUUCAGCGCCAACUCGUCAGCCGCGAGCUUCUCCGGCCUGGAGUUCGUCAUCGCGCCCGGCUCGGUCAAGUGGUCGCUCAACUUCACCUCCAACGUCGACGCCGCGAAGGGCAUCACGCUGCGCUAUCGACUCUCCGAUCUCUCCAACUCCAGCGCCACCGGCCCGGCGGGCCAGCUGGCCGUGGUGCGGCGCUCGGACAACACGCCUCGGGCCAACAUGACCUCAUACUACCUCGCCGUGCCGUCAUCGUCAACAUCGGCCGGGGCGGUGGUGAUGGUGGUGGAGGUGUUCGACGUGGCCCUCGUCGACGACGCGGCCUUCGAGCCGAUCGCCCACGCCGUCGAUGUGGUAAGAGGCAGCAACGGUGACCACUAUGAGCUGGUGCUGGCCUUCCCGGCCUUCAACCGAUCGCUGUUCUACGACCCGAGCAUCGGGCUGGGCGUGCUGCUGGGCUCCGGCGGCGGGGGCGACGACGUGGGUCUCAUUGUGGGCGUAGUGGUGGCCGUCGGUGUUGCGGCGGUGGUCGUGGUGGCGGUGAUAGUGGCCGGUGUGGCCAUUGCCGUAUGGCGCAAGAGGCGCGACUUGCACUCGGGCAUGGUCAACUUCAACGUCAGGGCCGACGACAGCCAGUUGUGA
Acanthamoeba castellanii str. Neff is the source of this 1896-nucleotide messenger RNA. RefSeq lists its product as uncharacterized. The coding region runs from base 1 to 1896 and encodes 631 amino acids. NCBI's taxonomy places the organism in Eukaryota, Discosea, Longamoebia, Acanthamoebidae. The record is from RefSeq and is a predicted model, not a curated record. The transcript has 3 exons.